Messenger RNA from Sphaeramia orbicularis (orbiculate cardinalfish), 1708 nucleotides. Its product is annotated as extracellular superoxide dismutase [Cu-Zn]. The record is from RefSeq and is a predicted model, not a curated record. The transcript has 3 exons. Gene Ontology annotation, biological process: superoxide metabolic process. Gene Ontology annotation, molecular function: copper ion binding. NCBI's taxonomy places the organism in Eukaryota, Metazoa, Chordata, Actinopteri, Kurtiformes, Apogonidae. The coding region runs from base 93 to 746 and encodes 217 amino acids.
AAAAUAUACCGAUAAAAGGACCCAUUACAAGUCAGACUACUGACUUAAAGCAUCUCUUCAGGACUGAAAACUUCGGAGUUGUUGAUUUCGUGAUGCUGAAAAUGCGUCCACACAGGUCAAUAAGUGCAUUGGGAACAGCAUUGCUGGUUCUAUUGGCAGCCUGUAAACAGUGUCUCUCAGCUAACAGUAACACUGGGGCUCCACCAGAGGUCUCGCAGCACAAUGGGACUUUGUAUGCCGCUUGCAAAAUGAAACCCAGCAGCUCCCUUGCUGAGGGCCUGCCUAAAGUGUUCGGUCAAGUGCUGUUCAAGCAGGAUUACCCUCAAGGCAGGCUUUCAGUCCUCCUCCGGAUCAGUGGUUUCCCUAAAGAUGAGGGGUCAGAGGCCAGAGCAGUGCACAUCCAUCAGUACGGAGACCUGAGCCGGGGCUGUGACUCCACUGGAGGCCACUACAAUCCCCACAAUGUACAUCACCCCGGCCACCCAGGAGACUUUGGCAACUUUGAGCCCCAGCAAGGAAAAAUCAGCGCAGUGUUUGAAUCUGAGGCCACACUGUUUGGGGGUCUGUCUGUGAUCGGUAGAGCAGCGGUGAUCCACGAAAAGAUAGACGACUUAGGACGCGGUGGGGAUGCAGGGAGCCUGCUUCAUGGAAAUGCAGGACGCAGGCUUGGCUGCUGUGUUAUUGGGAUUUCCUCCCCAAAUCUCUGGGAUAUGUACAAUAAGCUGCACAACAGAAGGAGAUUUUAGAAAUAAAAUCCUGUUGCAUUUCAUUCACUUCCUGCUUUAAAUUCUAUUCUGUUAAAAAGAACAAGUUGAUAAAUGUGUUUUCUGACAUCAGUUUUUCAAAACACUUUGUCAAGUCCUGUUGGAUACGGUGUCACAUUUUAUACUCAACAUCACACCACAGUAAUCUUUGAAAAGUGAUUUAUUUAGCAGAAUAAAUUUUUUUCACAUAUAACACAUAUCUAUGGCUCUGUGUAAUGUUUUUUUUUCUGCGGAUUUAACAGUUUUUCUCCACAAAAACAGAGUAGGAUUGCUGUGCUGGUAAUCUAGAUACUUUAGCUUUGUGUUAUAGAGUAAAAGUUCAGUCAAUACUAUCUGAACAAAGGUUUGCUUCACAAUAACCUGACAAAGGUUUGUAUGACAAAUAUUUGCCUCUUGCAGUCAACAAAAAUGGAGUUUAAAAAGUGUUCUCUUAAACUAUGCUUAUAUCUGUUCAUGCAGCAUUGUACUAGAUUUGGUCAUGUUUGUCUUCUAAUGAUUAAAUAAAUGAUGAGCUAUAUAAGACAAGAAAAAAAAUCAUUGUAUGGAAACAUGAGUUUCUGUUUUCCAAACGAAAUAAAGAUUGAUUUGACAUUUUCUCUGUAGAAGGAUUUCAUUUUGAGUUUUUGAAAGUGGACAGAUUUUGAAAAUGAAGGUGAAACUGACUGACAAGCACUGAAACCUUUCUUGGUUUCAAAAUCCACUUGCGAAAUUGUCAAAUGCAGAAAAACCAAAAUUACACCUCUCUGCUGCAGUGUUGGCUACUUAAGAUGCUACAUUCAGAAGCCCUUGUGGUUUACAUUUUGUCACCAUCUCUCUGCUACAUCUCCACACCUCUGAUUUUGAGACUGAGAAGUGCUUUCUGCUGUGGAAUAACUUGCAUACAUUUGAGUCCAGCCUUAUUCCUCAGAGCCUGACACUGUUAAUGUUCUUUUAGCUGAAAAAGU